This is a messenger RNA of Propithecus coquereli (Coquerel's sifaka), 1282 nucleotides long. It is a transcript of the gene CLDN7, whose product is annotated as claudin 7. Gene Ontology annotation, biological process: cell adhesion; bicellular tight junction assembly. Gene Ontology annotation, molecular function: structural molecule activity. NCBI's taxonomy places the organism in Eukaryota, Metazoa, Chordata, Mammalia, Primates, Indriidae. The coding region runs from base 431 to 1066 and encodes 211 amino acids. The record is from RefSeq and is a predicted model, not a curated record. Gene Ontology annotation, cellular component: plasma membrane; bicellular tight junction. The transcript has 4 exons.
GCACCUGCCGGCUCACCUCGGAGCAACCUCUUCCGCGCACCGCAGCCUCGGGCUGACAGCCCAGGAUACUCUCUGGGGCUUGCUGGCACCCAGGACCGCGCCCAUACGUCCCCUCCACCUUUUGCUUGGGUAGGGUCCUCGAGAGCGCCGGAGGGAAUCGCCUGGCCUUCGGGGACCGCUUUUGUCUGGAACCGCUCCUCCCGGCGUAGCCUGUUCCCUCUGCUGCGAGACCAUCGCUCCACCGGGAGGCCGAUCUGUGUGUACUAGAGGUGACAAGAUUUGCAGUCACUUGGCCAAGAACUUUUUUGUCUUUUUGGGUGACUUUAAAACUCCGCCCCAAGUUAUCUUUUGUGGGGCUGCCCCCUAAGUUUUGUUUGUUUUACCGUAGGGUCGCCUGCUCGGCGCCCUUAGUCUUUUUCUGAGGGCGGAAAUGGCCAAUUCGGGCCUACAGUUGCUGGGCUUUGCCAUGGCUAUGCUGGGUUGGGUGGGCCUGGUGGCUUGCACCGCCAUCCCGCAGUGGCAGAUGAGCUCGUACGCGGGCGACAACAUCAUCACGGCUCAGGCCAUGUACAAGGGGCUGUGGAUGGAAUGCGUCACGCAGAGCACGGGCCUGAUGAGCUGCAAAAUGUACGACUCAGUGCUCUCCCUGUCGGCGGCCCUGCAGGCCACUCGAGCCCUAAUGGUGAUAUCCCUGGUGCUGGGUUUCCUGGCCAUGUUUGUGGCCACCAUGGGCAUGAAGUGCACGCGCUGCGGGGGAGACGACAAAGUGAAGAAGGCUCGUAUAGCCAUGGGCGGAGGCAUCAUUUUCAUCGUGGCAGGUCUUGCUGCCUUGGUAGCUUGCUCCUGGUAUGGCCAUCAGAUAGUCACAGACUUUUAUGACUCCUUAAUCCCCACAAAUAUGAAGUACGAGUUUGGCCCUGCCAUCUUUAUUGGCUGGGCAGGAUCCGUUCUUGUCAUUCUGGGAGGUGCACUGCUCUCUGCCUCCUGUCCCAGGAGUGAGAGCAAAACUGGGUACCGUGCACCCCACUCCUACCCUAAGUCCAACUCUGCCAAGGAGUAUGUGUGAGCUGGGACCGCCAUGCCCCAGCCUGACAGGCUAUGGGUGUGCCCAGAUGCUUGAAAGGACCUGGGGCAGAGCUCAGCCUGUGGGCAGGAUGUAGGACCAAGGCCUCCUGGUCACUUCAUCCCUGCACACCAUGUACAGUUCUCUAGGGGAUUGGGUAGGGGAGACAAAAACAGGGGAGGGUGUGCUUUUUGUACCGUAAUAAAAAAUAAGUUUUGG